AUGGCGUGCAACGAGAAUGUUGUUAAAAAUAUGGCAAAUGAAGUCACAAGGAAUUGCCAGGCACAUAAUGUGACAGUUGAUCCAGAAUUUGUGACUUAUAUAAUAGACCUGCUCCUCCUAAACCCUAAGUAUGGGAAAUUGUUUGCCACGACUAUCAAUAGAAAUAAUUUGGCGUAUUUUGUAGAGGAGUGUGUUAAUAUGGUAAUCCGUGGAGGUACAUCACUAAACACACUGAAAAUUCAAUUCAUCCUCCAAACUAACUAUGACAAACUAGACAUUCUCAUUGAAAAGCAUGAGGACUCCAUCCACAAAUGUCUUCGGCCGUUGGUCAACGAGAUCUUGGACGUGGACCCAAAUCCGAAUGAUGAGGAGGAAUUCAAAAAACUGUUCAGAAAGAUUUCCAUUUAUAUUAUACUUAAAAGUGGACUGGGAAACCCUGGGUUUAUUGUGACUCUAAAAGAAGGAAUGGCCGCUUUAGAAAGUGUUUUUUCAAUGGACGAGCUGAAAGUGUUCGUGGCGUUACCCAGGGUGGAGAAAAUGGAACAACUCCAAGACCUACUGGAGAUCGUGUCUGGAGUCAGGCUAUUCAAUAGAGACUGUAAGAAAGGUGGUGAAGGGAUUCCUGAUCUGCCUUUCAAUCUAGUAGAUGCUGGUAAAGCAUGCCUGACGUCACUGUCUACUAGUCUCAUAACAAUAAUGCAGAGGGUGAAUACCCUCACAACGGCGAUACAAGACUGCAUAGAGAUACAGGACGAGACUGGAAACACUAUGGUGCAUGUUGGGGAAAAUUCUGAGGUCACUGUCGGAGAUUAUUACGAAGUAUUCGAGCUCUUGGCUUUUAAUCGUCAGUACGAGAUGUUCACCCGCAAGUUGCUGUUUGAUGUGGAGUACAUGACGAAGAGAGCCAAUGAUUACGUAAACAAAUUAAAAUCAGUGCUGGAGGAACUGCAUUCGGCUGUGAGGCAUAAGGCUGCUGUACCCGUAGUAGCAGUUUUUCCCCUCUUCUCGAAACUCUGGCAAGUAUGGCGAGCAAUGCAAAAUAUACUGUUUCUAAUUUCCACCGUCACCAGGCUCAUGUCAAUAAUGAGCAGCAUCCAGGAACAAAUCAACAUACCUUACGAGGUACUGGAGAAAAUGCUGAAAGAGAAGACUGUAAUAUCUGAUCAAGACAGGAUGAACAUUGAGGUGACCGUGGAAGAACGAAUAGCGCUAGCUGCUGUUAAGGGCUACAUAGCAUAUAACGAAGUUUCCGGGAUGAAAGAAAAACAUCUUGAGUUUUUAGGGUUCUGUGCUGUAUGCCUAAGUCUUGGUGCAUUGAUGCCUAGUAUCAUGAAAGUCGGAGUCAUUAGAGUGAAUGGUUGUUGCUAUGGAUUCUGCAGUGUCCAGAUGGCUCUCAAAUUCAGCGUUGAACCUCAAAGGUAUAUAAAUGAAGUGUUGGAGUUCUCCCGCAACCACCCGCAUUUAAUCAAUCUCCUCAACAUAGUAGACAAGGUGUUCUCGGUGAAGAAUUACGAGGUGUUGGUCUCGAAACGAGUGGCGAAGAAAAAAGUCAUCGAUCAAGACGUACAAACUGAGGCUCAUCCGGUACAGGAGUACCACGAGAAAAACUACACGUCAAACCUGUGGGAGUGGAAGAGGAGGGCUUGCCAAUGGGCUACAAUAGUGAACUGUCAGACCCAUUCAACCCAGACGCAUUAUAGCCACCUUCGCUCCGAGAUCCAAUGUCAGACCGUGGAGCCCCGUGACAAGUGUCUGCAAACUACAAAAGAACGGGGUAUUAACACCACGACCCAGAAUUAUUUCUUGUGGGGUUUGAGAGGAGUACUUGGAUAUGGGCAACAUAACAUGGAUCUAAGGACGCAGCAUGGCCCUGAAAAAUUAAAAGCUGCAAAAGUUACGACCUGCAAAUGGCCGUGUAUCGGCGUCGUGGAUGAUGAAGAUAAGGAAGAAUUCUCAUCAGAAAGUGGGGAUUUCUACAACAAUACCUUCGAACCGCAGGAACAGUAG
Molecule: messenger RNA, 2007 nt
Organism: Arctia plantaginis
Lineage: Eukaryota; Metazoa; Arthropoda; Insecta; Lepidoptera; Erebidae
Source: the annotation of a GenBank genome assembly